UAUCAGCAGUUUCAGCAGCACACUUUAUUCGUUUACGUAUUGUCAUUUAUUUUUAUCUCACUCUGCCCAUCUCCCCACUUGAUGAAUGAUCUGGAAAAAAAAGCGCUGGCCACAGAGGGCAAAAAAAUAAAUGUAGUUGAUCAGUAAUCAGCUAAUCUCAGUGCGGCAAUCAAUCAAUCAAUCCACUCCUAUAUUUUUUUUGCAGGCUUUAUCUUGACCAGAAACCAACACCAAGCAUUAAAGAGAAAAAUGCUGGUCUCAAUUCAAAUUUCAAUUAACGAGCCUCUACCUCUUUUGCUUUCUUUUUCUAGUUUAUUGUUGUUGUCUCGUUAAUUUCAAGCACACUCGCUUUUUUUCUAAUUCACUUAUCUUUUUCCAUCUCUCUUUUUCUCAGGGUUUCAGCUUGACUUUCAAUCCUGGCUCUACAUUUCAUAUAUUUUCUAUUCUUUUUCUAAAUUCGCCCCCCUCCAAAAACCCCCGUUUUAAGAAAAGAAAAAUGUUGCGUUCGCUGUUUACUCGGCCGGCAUCAGCGGCACUAUCGUUGUCAGCACGUACCCUGCUUAUCUCCACACCUACGAUGAUUAUCCAGCAGCAGCACCAGCGCAACUACGUGACGCGGCAGCAAACAGAAAUCAUCAAAGCAGUGACCCGCGAUGCGCCAAUGGAAGUCAACCCACGCAUUGAUGUUCCCGAGCCAAUGAUUUCCGCCAGCGACCGCCAGCGGCUGCGCUCCGACCCUCUUCUGGCUCAAUUAGUUAAUAUGAUCAUGCGCGAUGGCAAAAAAAUGCGCGCCGAACGGUUUGUUCAAAUGGCAUUGUUGGAUAUUCGCGAGCAUUGCAAUUCUGAUCCGUACAAGCUUUUGUCUGAUGCUAUUGAGUCGGUUUCGCCCCUGAUGGAUACAAGGAGUGCGAGGCAGGGGAGCAAGGUUAUUCAGGUACCGAGGGCUCUGAAUUUGAGGCAGAGGAGGAGAAAGGCCAUUGUUUGGAUUCUGGAGUCGGCGAAGAAGAGGAAUGAGAGGGAGAUGCACUUGAGGUUGUCUGGGGAGCUGCAGGCUAUUGUUAAUGGCGCAUCGGGCGUACUGGAGAAGAAGUUGCAGCUGCACAAGGCUGUUCUGGCCAAUCGCUCCAACAUCCGCACAACCAAGCGCUGAGCUUCAUACUCCCCUUUUAAUCCCAUUUCUGGGAUUUUGGGAUGGUGCAUGGUGACCAGGUAUGGCCCAUAUAUUUUUUUACAAAAAUAA
Messenger RNA from Kickxella alabastrina, 1240 nucleotides. Its product is annotated as ribosomal protein S7 domain-containing protein. The record is from RefSeq and is a predicted model, not a curated record. NCBI's taxonomy places the organism in Eukaryota, Fungi, Kickxellomycota, Kickxellomycetes, Kickxellales, Kickxellaceae. The coding region runs from base 497 to 1150 and encodes 217 amino acids. The transcript has a single exon. Gene Ontology annotation, cellular component: ribosome. Gene Ontology annotation, biological process: translation; ribosomal small subunit assembly. Gene Ontology annotation, molecular function: mRNA binding; structural constituent of ribosome; rRNA binding.